Molecule: messenger RNA, 1740 nt
Organism: Oncorhynchus nerka (sockeye salmon)
Lineage: Eukaryota; Metazoa; Chordata; Actinopteri; Salmoniformes; Salmonidae
Product: hemopexin-like
Exons: 9
Coding region: 86-1423 (445 amino acids)
Biological process (GO): heme transport; intracellular iron ion homeostasis
Molecular function (GO): heme transmembrane transporter activity
Source: RefSeq, a predicted model, not a curated record
CAGCCCUGGCUCAGAGAUAAAAGACCCGUCCAGCCGCAGACCAGGCACCUUUACCCAGAACUUACUCCUGGACCUGAAGGACACCAUGAAUCUGCUCUCCCAGACACUGUGUCUGUGCCUGGUGCUGGCUCUCAGCCAUGCCCACCACCAUGCUGGACAUCAAGGGGAGGUGAGCGAGGGACAUGAGGAACACGACCAUGGAGAUCACGCGGGUGUUUUGCUCGACCGCUGCCAGGGGAUUGAGAUGGAUGCUGUUGCUGUGACUGAGGAAGGAAUCCCUUACUUCUUCAAGGGUGGCCAUGUGUUCAAGGGUUUCCAUGGUAAAGCUGAGCUCUCCAACCAAUCAUUCGCUGAGCUGGACGACCAUCACCAUCUGGGGCACGUGGACGCUGCCUUCCUCAUGCACUUUCCAGACAAACCCACUGAGCAUGACCACAUCUUCUUCAUGCUGGACACCAAAGUCUUCAGCUUCUACAAACACCAACUGGAGACAGGCUUCCCCAAGGACAUCUCUGAGGUGUUCCCUGGUAUCCCUGACCACCUGGAUGCUGCUGUGGUGUGUCCCGCUCCCGACUGUGAGGAAGACGCCGUCAUCUUCUUCAAGGGUGAUGAAAUCUACCACUACAAUGUGAAGACGAAGAAGGUGGAGGAGAAAAAGUUUGAGGGAAUGCCCAACUGCACCAGUGCAUUCCGUUUCAUGGAGCAUUACUACUGUUUCCAUGGACACCAGUUCUCCAAGUUCGACCCUAAGACAGGGGAGGUGCACGGGAGAUACCCCAAGGAGGCACGCGAUUACUUCAUGAAGUGCUCCAAGUUCGGAGAAACCACAGACCACAUCGAGAGAGAGCGGUGCAGCCGUGUGCACCUGGACGCCAUCACCUCUGACGACGCCGGAAACAUCUACGCCUUCAGAGGCCACCACUUCCUGGAGCAAGAUGCUGGCAAUGACACGUGGGCAGCCGACACCAUCGAGAGCGACUUCAAGGAGCUGCACAGCGAGGUGGAUGCCACCUUCUCCUAUGAAAACCACCUCUACAUGGUCAAGGAUGACAAGGUGUACGUUUACAAAGUUGGGGAGCCCCACACCCACCUGGACGGGUACCCCAAACCCUUGAAGGAGGUGCUGGGAGUGGAGGGCCCUAUCGACGCUGCCUUCGUGUGUCAGGACCACCACAUCGCUCACGUCAUUAAAGGUCAGACAGUCUACGAUGUUGACCUGAAGGCCUCCCCACCUGUUCCAGUUAAAGAAGGCUCCUUCACACUCUUCAACAAGGUGGACGCUGCGAUGUGCGGCCCAGAGGGCGUGAAGCUGUUCAAGGGAAACCACUACUUCCACUUUCAGAGCGUCAAGGUCAUGCUGAUGGCCAAGGCUAUUCCCGAGGAGCACAAGACAGCCCUGGAGCUGUUUGGCUGUGACCACUAGAGGCUGAGAAAGUAGACAGAAUCAAUUUAUCUACAACAACAACAACCAAGUGGUUCAUCCACCACGUCACUAUAGUCAUUAUGAUGUCAUUCUCCUCUUCCUUUAAACUGAUAUAUCAACUGUCUCUUUACCUCCAACAUACAUUGCCAUUGUCUAUUGUCCCUCUUUUAAUGUGCAGCAGUUUUCCCCCUAUGAGCCGGUUUCGUUUUGUUAUGGUCCCGUCCCAAAAGGUUGACAUGGAAAGUUAUCGAGGGCGUAGAAUCUUUCUGAUUAAUGUUCUAUGGUGUUGUUCUAUAAUAAACACCCAACAAAACUAA